AUGAACACUGUCAAUAACUCGAUUGGGUUCUCCCCCUUCCAGUUAAAAACUGGCCACUCUCCAUACCUUGUGCCCCCCUUCUCCCAGGUGUUGUUGGUGGACGAUACCUCAGAUGAGGCCACACGCGCUGCCGAGCUUUUCACAUGCCUCAAUACAGACAUCAUGGAAGCUAAGGACAAUCUCUUCCUCGUGAAGGUUAACCAGGCGGCACUGGCUAACCGCUCACGCAGUGAAGAGGUUUCCUAUGUGGUUGGAGAUAAGGUGAUGCUUUCCACCUUCCACCGCCGCUGUGACUACAUGGAGCGCAGCGAUAACCAUGUAGCUAAAUUCAUGGUCCGUUACGACAGCCCCUACAAAGUCCUUCACUCCUACCCCAAAUUUUCUGCGUACACCCUCGAUCUCCCCGCGUCCACCAACAUCUUCCCCACGUUCCAUACCUCGCUCCUCAAACCUUCGCUCAAGAAUGACCCCAAUCUUUUCCCUUUACGCCAACACAGCCAGCCAGGCCCUAUUAUCACCACCGACGGCGCUGAGGAAUGGGAAGUCGAAUCCAUCAUUGACCACUGCCCUCGAGGUCAUGGCUUCUAA
Molecule: messenger RNA, 588 nt
Organism: Sparassis crispa
Lineage: Eukaryota; Fungi; Basidiomycota; Agaricomycetes; Polyporales; Sparassidaceae
Product: Transposon Ty3-G Gag-Pol polyprotein
Exons: 1
Coding region: 1-588 (195 amino acids)
Source: RefSeq, a predicted model, not a curated record